Messenger RNA from Taeniopygia guttata (zebra finch), 2873 nucleotides. NCBI's taxonomy places the organism in Eukaryota, Metazoa, Chordata, Aves, Passeriformes, Estrildidae. The record is from RefSeq and is a predicted model, not a curated record.
CAGUAUCCCCCAGUCCCUCCCAGUCCACCCCUCUGAGCCCUCCCAGUGCCCCUCAGUAGCUCCCAGUGCCCGAAUCUCCCCCCCCAGUGCCCCCCAGUGCCCCCAAUCUCCUCUCCCAGUCCCUCCCAGUGCCCCCAAUCCCCCUAAUUCCCCCCCCCCCAGUGCCCCCAAUCUCCUCUCCCAGUGCCCCCCAGUGCCUCCCAGUGCCCCCCGGUGCCCCCCGGCCAUGGGGCGGCUGCUGGGGGGCUGCCUGUGGCUGCUGGGGGGGCUGGCGCUGCUGCAGACCCUCUACCUGCGGGGGCUUCCCCCUGCGCGCCCCCCGCCCCGCGCCCCCCACCCCCAUCACCGCCCCCCCCGGGGGGUUCUGGACGCUUCUGGAACCUUCCGCGUGUACUGGGACGUGCUGGGAGCCGCCCCGGGCUGGGCGCGAAGCCCCCGGCCCGAGCUGGUCCUGGCCACCCACGGGACCCCCGGGCGGGCGGCGGCGGCGCUGGGGGGCGCCUGGGGGGGCCCCCUGGCCCUGGCGGUUUUUGGGGAGCCCCGGCGGGGGCUGCGGGAGCUGCUGGCGGCGCUGGGGGGGCCCUGCCGGGCUCUGCGGGGCCGCCUCCGCCUGCAGCUGGUGCUGGGGGCCGCGGGACCCCCGCCCCAAUUCGGGGUGCCACCCUCGGCGGGGCCCGGGGGGUGCCGGGGGGCUCUGGCCCGGCUGGCGGCCGCCGACCCCCCCAGUUACACUUUGGGGGUGCCGUACCCCGGGAAUCUACUGCGGAACGUGGCCUGGGAGGGGGCGGCCGGGGGGGGCCCCGCGGCGGGACCCCCGCCCCGGGUUUGGGGGCGUUUCGUGCUGUUGGUGGACGCGGACGUGGUGCCCAACCCGGGGCUGCGCGAGGCCUUCCUGGAGAUGCUGAGGGACGGGGGGCUGGACCCCCGAAACUGGGGGGGACAGGGGGGAAAGGACCCCCAAAACUGGGGGGGACAGGGGAUCCCCAAAGCUCUGGGGGCUCCUGGUGGCCUGAGUGACCCCCAUGCCCUGGGUGACCCCAAAACCCUGAGUGACCCCCACGGCCUGAGUGACCCCAAAACCCUGAGUGACCCCAAAACCCUGAGUGACCCCAAUGCCCUGAGUGACCCCAACACCCUGAAUGCCCUGAGUGACCCCCAUGGCCUGAGUGACCCCAAUGUCCUGAGCGACCCCAACACCCUGAAUGCCCUGAGUGACCCCCAUGGCCUGAGUGACCCCAAUGUCCUGAGUGACCACAAUGCCCCGAGUGACCCCAAAUCCCUGAGUGACCCCCAUGGCCUGAGUGACCCCAAAACCCUGAGUGACCCCAACGCUCUGAGUGACCCCAAAUCCCUGAGUGACCCCAAUGCCCUGAGUGACCCCAACACCCUGAAUGCCCUGAGUGACCCCCAUGGCCUGAGUGACCCCCACGCCCUGAAUGCCCCCAACACCCCGACUGCCCCCCACUCCCCGCUGGCCCCCGUCCCCGCGGAGCCGCCCUGGGCCUGGUCUCUCUUCGUGCUGCCGGCCUUCGAGGUGGCGGCGCGACGGCGGCCGCCGGGCUCCAAGGCGGAGCUGCUGCGGCUGUGGGCGGCGGGCGAGGCGCGCCCGUUCUACGCCGCGCUGUGCCCGCGCUGCCAGGCCCCCACCGACUUCGGCCGCUGGCGGGCGCUGCCCGCGGGGCCCCGGCUGCGCGUGGCCUACGAGGCGGCCUGGAGGGACCCCUGGGAGCCGUUCUACGUGGCCCCCGCCCACGGCGUGCCCCCCUUCGACGAGGGCUUCCUCCAGUACGGCUUCAACCGCAUCAGCCAGGCCUGUGAGCUGCACGUGGCCGGGUUCCGCUUCGCGGUGCUGGACGGGGCCUUCGUCACGCACCGGGGGCUGAAGGAGCCGGGCCGGUUCCACCGCAGCCGCGAGGCCGAACUGGACCAGAACCGGCGCCGCUUCCGCGCCUUCCGCCGGCGCCUGCGGCAGCGCUACCCCGGAUCCACCCGCCGCUGCUGAGCCCCGGGACACCUGGGGGCACUGGGACAGCUGGGGGACACCUGGGGACGCACCUGAGGAACCUCCAAUGGACACCUGGGGACAGCUGGGACCCCACAAUGGAUGCCUGAAACACCUGGGACACACCUGGGAUCCUCCAAUGGACACCUGGGGCCUCUCCGUGGGGCUGACCGUAGUAAGAACCAGCAAAAACCAGUAAGAACCAGUACAGACCGGUAAGAACCAGUACAGACCAGUGCCUCCCAGCAAACUACAUCUCCCAGCAUGCACCGGCUGCCACCAUUGCCGAACUUCCGUUCUUAUUUGAAAAAAAAAAACACAGCUCCCAGGAUGUUUCGGAAACAACAUGGCCGCCGAGCAACUUCCGGUUUUGUUGUUUAAAAAUUGAACUUCAGUUCCCAUCAUGCAACAAAACGGCGCGGCCGGAAGUGGUGAUCAUUUAUGGGACUACAGCUCCCGUGAUGCAUCGGGGGAAACAUGGCCGACUUCCUGUCCGCUGUGUCUAAAAUGGCAGCCGUGGGCAGCAGCGCCGCCUGGCGGGCGGGAGGGCCGAAUUUGGGGAGGGGGCGUGGUUUGCGGAGGGGGAGGGGCAAAAACUCCGGGGGGGGGCAAAAGGGAUUGGGGGGGGCAAUGGGAGGAGGGGAAAUCCCAAAUGCGGGAGGGGCGGGGCCGUGGUGGGGGAGGGGAACUGAAAUUCCAAGUGGGGGGAGGGGCAGGAUCCCAAAUUUUGGCGUGGGGGGGUUUGGGUUGUGACCCCCAAAUCCAGGGGGAGGAUCUGAUUGGACGGUGAAACCCCAAAUCUUGAGGAGGAAGAAGAGCUGGAGCCCGGCGGAGUCGCGGUUAAUAAACGAUUUUUAUUUUUUGCCAUUUC